Messenger RNA from Brassica napus (rape), 1962 nucleotides. RefSeq names its product B3 domain-containing transcription factor FUS3-like. The record is from RefSeq and is a predicted model, not a curated record. The transcript has 6 exons. The coding region runs from base 730 to 1656 and encodes 308 amino acids. NCBI's taxonomy places the organism in Eukaryota, Viridiplantae, Streptophyta, Magnoliopsida, Brassicales, Brassicaceae. Gene Ontology annotation, molecular function: DNA binding; DNA-binding transcription factor activity.
ACAACCACCUGUAUUGUUUGUCUUUGUAUAUAUACUUGCUCACAUUUUUAUUUUCUGAAAUAGAUUGUAUACACAUACAAAUAUAAGUAAAUUAACAAAUCACAUGUUGACCACUAAGUCAUGAGAGUAAUUACAAUGUUGACUUAAACUAUAAUUUCAGUUCUAGAGAGAGAAAGAAGAAGAGGAGAGAGAAGGGGAGAAAGAAGACGCCAUUGAAUUAUGGAAAAGAGGGAUGAACAGAACUUUUGCAACACCUGUUCAACAUUCACCUUCCACUCGUCUCCUCCUUCUUGGUUCCAUUUUUUAACUUAACCUCUCUUGAAACUCUGGUUGAGUUUUACUAUAAUCAACGUUCAUUUAGUGUCACAAGAUCUCGCUUCGAACUUUGCUAUAUCAUCAUAAUCUUUUUCACAAUCCUUUUAAAUCCCCUCCUCCAAAACCCUAGAUCAUGAAUGUGAGUUAUACAAAUGUCACCCCUUACCAUAAAUAGUAGUUCAAAGAAAAAAAAAUAAACAAAAGCUUCUUGUUUAGACAAACCAAAUCUCUGAUUGCCCAGCGUCCAUUAUAAGCCACUGUUUUGAUCUGCACAACACACACAAAAAGUCUCUCUCUCUUCUCUCUUCUCUCUAUCUCUAUCACUGAAACCCAAAGCCAUCCACCAUUUGUUCUUUUUUCCUUCACACACUGUUUCCACACUUCCUUUUUACUAGGCAACCAAUUGAGUUAAAGAUGAUGAUGGAUGAAGUUCAUGAUGAGGAAACCAAAGCAUCUGCUUUAAUGGCAAGUGUCCAUCAUCGUCCAGGGUUUGGAUCCGGGUCUGGCCAUGUUCAUGGGUUAUCGGCGUCUGUGCCUCUUCUGGGUGUUAACUGGAAGAGGAGAAGGAUGCCCAGACAGAGACGAUCUUCUUCUUCCUUUAACCUUCUCUCUUUUCCUACUUUGCCUCCUUCUUCCUCCCACGUGCCAACUCCUCUUCCCGCACGUAAAAUAGACACAAGAAGGCUAAAAUUUCUCUUCCAAAAGGAACUGAAGAACAGUGACGUCAGUUCUCUCCGCCGAAUGAUACUCCCCAAGAAAGCUGCGGAGGCUCACUUGCCGGCCUUGGAAUCCAAGGAAGGGAUACCUAUAAAAAUGGAAGAUUUGGAUGGUCUUCACGUUUGGACCUUCAAGUACAGGUACUGGCCAAAUAACAAUAGCAGAAUGUACGUGCUAGAAAACACAGGGGACUUUGUGAAUGCUCAUGGUUUACAGCAAGGUGACUUCAUCAUGGUGUACCAAAACUUCUACCCUAACAAUUACGUGAUACAAGCAAGAAAGGCAUCAGAAGAAGAAAACUUAACAGAGAUUGAAGAAGACGACGUUUACACUGACUUAACAAAGAUUGAAAACACUGUGGUUAACGAUCUUCUCAUCCAAGAUAAUAAUCAUCAUUACAACAGCGACAACGGAAAAUGUUCUUACUAUUAUCCCAUCAUCGACGACGUCACCGCCACAGCCACUACCGCGUCUUUCGUCUACGACACGACGGCUCUAACCUCCAACGAUACGCCUCUCGAUUUUUUGGGUGGACUCACGAUGAGAACUAAUAAUUAUUACUCCAAGGUUGGAUCUUUAGAGGGUUUUGGCUCAGUCGAGAAUAUCUCUCUCGAUGACUUCUAGAAAAUCGGAUCGAGCUAUGGGCUCAUGAUGAAUAUUCUUGAUGGUGAUCAACUUUUUCUUUUACAAGAUAUAUAUAAAAAUGCAGUGAACAAAAAGGUGUUUUAUAUUACAGUAUGACGAGCAUAGGAGCCGUGGAAGUGUUUUGUACUUGAUGAAUAAUGUAACUAUGUCUAUGUGUCGCGGCUUUAAGUUAUUAAUCCUUGCCCGAUAUGAAAAGCAAAACACAGUUUUCAUUUUGGGAAAUUUGUUGUUUCUUUUUGUAAAAGCAAACCAAUUUCGUUAUAUAUAUGAACUUGUCUUUUGAAA